ACCCUUCUACUCCCAUCAUAUUAAAAUUACGGAUUUUCCGUCAAGGUGACGUGAACGGGGCAACCGAGGGGUCACUGUUUACGAAAUUUUUCUCAGAACUGGGGGUACCGAAUCGAUUGAAAUUUUAUAACGGGAUGAUAAAUACCCUGGGAAAGGGUUUGAUAACCAUGACAUUCCGUUUUUAUAACGAAAGUCAAAAGUCGGAAUAUACAAAGGUGGGAUACGGAACUGCGCACGCCUGGGUGGGAGUCCCUAUAUAAUGCCGAGCGCGCGGUUGGAGCGUCGUUACCCUUUGGUCUUCCAAAGGGUUAACAUCCUAUUAUAUACUUCUACCAUUGCUCCCACAUACAUGCACACACCUGUAUGUAUGUUGGAGCAUUAUUAAUGUCUGAUUCAACCCUUGAGUAACAAUCAAACUCCGGUUAACUUAGGUUAUGAAACCGAGCCUUAUGAGAGACAUCCCCCUUCCUCCCAUUUCCUUUCCUACUAUAUUUAACUUAAUUUAUUACAUUUGUAAUGGGCUCGAUACGCAGCAACCUCCACGUGGUGAGCCUGGGGGAUUGGUGGUUUUCAACUAUCGUUGGAAACCACCAAUUCGCUAAUAGCUGCGCGAAUGAUUCUACUUAGCUUGUUUUUUUUGUUGUAUAAUAGUAGUCUAAUGUAAAUAAAAGUGGAAACAUUCAUUCCGUGCGUGCGGUAGUGUAACUUGCGGAAGAGACAUUGUCGGGUACUUUUUCACGCAGCAAGCAAUUUCGGAUUUGCAUUUGCUAAUCGAGGUAGAUUCUUGCGGGUAUGGCAAUGCCUUACCCUUAGCGUAUCUGGCAGCUUCCGUCGGCACCCAGUACGUCGUAGCUAGGCUACGGCGUGCAAGGCUGCCUGGCUCAGGUUGUCAGUUUGCGAUGCGGUGCUUCGCUUUGGCGGCAGCCUGCUGGGGCUCUGCCUGCUGUAAGUCGGGCCAAGUCCGUUGAGUGAAGCUCGUAUUCGCGAGCUGACAGCCGGGCUGGGUUAGUCGCCGGUGACGGUGGAAGCUGCUGGAUUGUUCGCGUUAGAAGUAGUAUGCCACUUUGGCAAUUUAUAUCCGAAAUUCGAGGCCAACUGGAAGUGUAUUCUGCGACUUCUCUUAUACUAAGCGGCGAGUAUUGUAUGGAUGUAUGAGUAUGGUAUGAGAGUGGUAUGUCGUAUGGGUUAUGGAAUCCUGGUUCUGCGAGUUCCUGGGACGCUGGGAAUUCGACGGAACCAGGUGCCUAUGCUUAGGCGGGUCCCAGUUGCAGCGGCCUCCUCGUGGCGGGACCUGGGGGAUCGGUGUCAUCCCCUAAGGAUGACACCGAUCCGCAAACUAGCUGCGAAGUAGAAUUUAGUUAAGAUCAAAUUUAACCUUCCGACUUGUCUCAUACUUACAUGACAUGAUAAGAAAAUUAUAUUGUUGAACUUCUAAUUAUAGUACAUGUAAAUAUGAAUGCAAUACAUAAUAAAAUAAUUUAGAUAGACUCGAGUGCUCUUCUUCACUUUUAAUGGUUUUCCAUCUUCACGCCUUUUGUUCAUAUAACCCACUACCUCUCAACGAUUUUCGAUUUGCGAGGCAUAUACCUUUAUUUAAAAUAUUACUAGACCGGAAAUGCUAGUAAUCUCGUUUUUUCAUAUAGCGAAUACGUAAUUCGGCGCAUAAACCCACGUGAGAUGAAAGUCCGAGAAGUGAGCGUUCUCGUUAAAAAUACGUAAUAAACUCCCUGAUGAUCACGAGCAGCAGAUGCGACAGGAUAGUAAGAUUGCGUUCCGUGCUGCCCUCGGUGUAGAAUGCGGGCGACUCGCGCACUUGCCUCCAAUGGUGGACAUGCAUAUUAUCCGGACUGUAUUCGGUUGAACGCGCAAAAGAACAGUCAUGCGCAGAAAGCACAGAGAAAGGGACAGAAGUACCCCCUGGGACUCUCUGUCGGCGUGCACCUGAAGCAUCGAGGUAUAUUGCCGUGCGAGUGCCAGUACUGCCAGAGUAUCGGUACAGUCGAGUGGGGGCACCCUCCGGGCGAAGUCGCAGUUUACGCGAAAUUCGGCGUUGCGCGUAGCGAUUGCCGGGGGUGCGGGAGUGGUGCAUAAAUUCGUACGCGCGCGUCCGGCCGUACGAGGUGCGAGAGGGAUCGACAAGUGGACGCGUCUCGACGAGGACUAAAGACGACCCCUCGCGACGUGGUAGACUGCCCUCGGUGUCGCUUCCUUGUGCUCCCUGUCAAGGCAGCCAUUUCCGGGAGUGAACGGUCAUCCGGCGAUCCACGGGCUACGGAAGAGUGACGGGUAAACCUUUUUCCAGACAGUGCAUCCAUUUCGUUUCUCGGAUCGCUCCGUCCGCUCGAUCGGUGCCGUGCGCCAUCUUGGAAUUUCCGGGGACAGUUUCGGAGUCCGCCGUUCGACGGCGCCACCAGCUACUCUACGGUCUCGAAGAAGGAAACGUCCUCGGGAUAUUUCGCGUGGCCGAUAGAGAUAAUGGUGUGAAAUUCUCCCGUCCGGAUGUGCCAAGAUCGCCUGGAUCGAGUCCUUAAAAUCUGCCAUCUUGAAACCUUCCUCGUCUAGUUUGGCGUCCCUCCGCGCGCAUCGCCACCCGCGCCGGAUAGUUUCGGAGUGCAAGGAAGUCCGUUCGCGACGACGCCUCGCUCGAAUCGUUGGCAGGGCGCCGGGAAGGUAAUAAAGUGAAAAUCAUCCGAAGCCAACGUGUCCCGUCUCGGAGGUGCGUCCCUCGAGUCGCAGUCGGUUCGUCCGCGGACAUCGGCCAUUUUGGAAGUGUCCGGUCUCGGAACGGUGCGAGAAGAGUCCGCGAGGAGCGCCACCUCGAUAGCGUGGAGCGCCGUCAGUCUCGGUCCUCGCUUCGAGAGAAAGAAAUGCCUGUGCGUCCGGCGCCGCGGCGAGCAGUAGCAGCGCGAUCAAGGCGAUCAAAGAUGGCGGUUCAGGCCCCCCCGAGCCUCUAACACCGACACGCCAGAUAACUCGCGCGCUUUUCUCGGCCGUGCCCACGGGAACUCGUCCAGUUAUCGCUACGUAUCGUGCAAGCGUCCGCGGCGAGCCUACGCGGCUGCGGCAUGGAGCUCCGCGUCGGGAACAAGUACCGGCUCGGCCGGAAAAUCGGGAGCGGCUCCUUCGGCGACAUUUAUCUAGGUACCGAUAUCACCACUGGCGCGGAAGUCGCCAUAAAGCUGGAAUGCAUAAAAACUCGGCACCCCCAGCUUCACAUAGAGUCCAAGUUUUACAAGAUGAUGCAGAGCGGCGUUGGAAUUCCUACCAUAAGAUGGUGCGGUUCGGAAGGUGACUAUAAUGUCAUGGUGAUGGAGCUUCUCGGACCGUCGCUAGAAGAUCUUUUUAAUUUCUGUUCUCGGAGAUUUUCUUUAAAAACCGUUCUACUGCUCGCCGAUCAGUUGAUAUCCAGAACUGACUACGUCCACAGCCGUCACUUUAUUCACCGGGACAUCAAACCGGAUAAUUUCCUAAUGGGGUUGGGGAAAAAGGGUAAUCUUGUAUAUAUCAUAGACUUCGGACUGGCGAAAAAAUAUCGCGACAGUCACACCCACAAGCACAUACCUUACCGAGAAAACAAGAAUUUGACCGGUACGGCCAGAUACGCGAGCAUAAACACGCACUUGGGAGCCGAGCAGUCCCGAAGAGACGAUCUCGAGUCACUAGGCUACGUGCUCAUGUACUUUAACCGCGGCAGCUUGCCCUGGCAAGGGCUGAAGGCCGCGACCAAGAGGCAAAAGUACGAGCGCAUCUCCGAGAAGAAGAUGUCCACGUCCAUCGAGGAGCUGUGCAAGGGCUAUCCUGCGGAAUUCGUUUCGUACCUGACGUACUGUCGGGAGCUGCACUUCGAGGAGAGGCCCGACUACUCGUACCUUCGUCAGAUAUUUCGAACGCUGUUCCACAAUCAGGGAUUCACCUACGACUACGUGUUCGACUGGAACAUGUUGAAAUUCGGCAACACCAGGCAGCCGGCCCCUUGGGCCCGACAGGCCCCGGCCCACUCGCAGCCUACCAACGCCGCGUUACCUUCGACGGCCAACAACGAUCAGGAACAUCGACUGAGGCCUUACGCGCGACAGUGCCUCGAGAAGGCCUCCGGCGGCAACGUGGGACCCACGGUGGGGACGUCGGGGCGCCGACAGAAGCACGAGGGCAUGGACGCUCGCGGGGACCAGGAUAACCAGGAGAAGAACGAGCUGCAAGUGUCCGCCGGUGGAGGCCAGGAGAGAAGGAUCAGCCUGCGGCUGCACCGCAACAACGUGGCCGCGGCCGCGGCCGCGGCGGCGGUUGCGGGGGAGAUGCAGCCCAAGUCCAAGAAGCGCCAAUGCGACGGCCAUGGCCCCGCCCACCCUGGUGGCCAGGCGGGCAAGCGUUCGGCACAGCAAGUGAGUCGGCCGGCGACGGCGACGGCGGCGCAACCUCCACCGCCACCCCCACCAGCGCCACCCACCGGUCGCCAGAGGAGCAAGUAGGGCCGGAGUAGGUCCCCCGGGUGCUCGGUCGCCCCGCCCGGCCCGGGGCAGGAGGGAAAAAUAGGAAAACGUGAUAAAAAAGUUACAUAUACAUAGGUAUGUCUUACCGACACGUGUUUUUCUAUGUAUUUUUUUUUUUUUUUUCAUAGGUACUACCGUUACUAUUACCGCUACUACUCUACUACUACUCCCGCUACUCCUACUACGCUACCGCUACCGCUACUACUACUACUACUACUACUACCGCGUCGGACGUAUAGCGAGUCGAGGAGGGCGGCCGCGCGUCCCCGGGGCCCAGGGUGGAGGAGCCUCUCUCUUCCUUCGCGUUCCCCCCGGCUCGAGGGACGCGGAACACUGCCGUCGAGGAAGAGGACUCUGGCCGCGCGGUCGGCCUCCUCCUCGAGGGCGAUCGAGCCGAGCCCCUUGGAGGAGGACGCGCGGACGAGAGGACGUGGCGGCGUUCGGAGGUCGCUCUCCUACUUUUACUCCGUUUUAUUUCCCUUUUUUCGUUAACGCGAGGAACUUUUUGUCCGCGGCAUAUCCGAGCGAUUGGACGGCCUAGAAGUCGAAGCUCGCGGGCGUCUUUCUCGAGUCGGGGGGAGACGAGCUCCCCGCGUCCUGACUACACCGUUGCGAGAGAAAGAGACGACGCGCGUUAAGGUCCUUUUUUAAUAUCAACUUAACGAAGAACGUAGGCACAGGGAUCUAGGUUCGGACGCGAAAUACCGAUGGACCGUAUCCCGGACUAGUACAUAACUCGUAGGUAAGGUACGUUGGUUUAGGGUUUGCCGAAAUCGAUCGACCGCUUGGGGUCGCGAGUCCUCGCGGAACCUCUUCCCCGGGUUCGAGGCGAUUUGCUUAAACCUUUGCGUUAAGUUUCGCUGGUUACACCGUGGACCGGGCGAGGAAGCGAAGCGGUCGAUUAAUUUCGCAAUUUGAAUCGUCUUUGGUCCUACCUAACCACUAACGCGGAUCGGUACCGAGCGACGGCGACGACGACGACGACGACGGCAAAUACGACGACGACAACGACGACGAGGUGGCAAUGUGUUUCAAGUGUUAACCGCUUUAUCGAAAGUCGAACGGUUUGUAUGUGUAUAUACAUUAAUUGUACGCCCAGGAGGGAGUUCGCGGACUCCCCGUGACCCGGAGGAGACGAGACGAACGAAGCCACGUCGAAGGGCCGGCUUCUCUCCUCUCGCUUCCUCUCUCGUCAAAGUCGUUUCGGUAACGUCGACUUUAGGCGGGGCGUUUUACGCGGCGAAGCGUCAGGAAGCCCUCGAGGGGCUCGGUCGCCGCACGGAAGACGGAAACGACGUCCCGACAGAGAGGGAUCACAGGAAUCCUGGUUCCGGAAGGAAGGAGGGAGAGCGACUCGAUCGGUUCCCGGUCGACCGGGCGGUCGCCAGAGAGUUCGGGAUCUUCGUCGGGGCGAUAAUCGACAGGUCACGCGUGUGCGUUCGUGUACAUACAUAAGGAUCUUUUAAUCGACUAGAAGAGGACAGGAGGAGGAUCGUCCGUGCAUGUAGCGAGAGGGAUAAAUCGAAUUUACUCGAAGAGUAAAUUACCACGAAGGAGAGAAAGCAAUGAGAUACUUGUAAUUGGA
Messenger RNA from Orussus abietinus, 6075 nucleotides. RefSeq names its product casein kinase I. Gene Ontology annotation, molecular function: protein serine/threonine kinase activity; ATP binding. Gene Ontology annotation, cellular component: cytoplasm; nucleus. The transcript has 9 exons. Gene Ontology annotation, biological process: peptidyl-serine phosphorylation; endocytosis; signal transduction. Bases 3066 to 4469 code for a protein of 467 amino acids. NCBI's taxonomy places the organism in Eukaryota, Metazoa, Arthropoda, Insecta, Hymenoptera, Orussidae. The record is from RefSeq and is a predicted model, not a curated record.